Oldenlandia corymbosa var. corymbosa is the source of this 1776-nucleotide messenger RNA. The record is from the annotation of a GenBank genome assembly. Lineage: Eukaryota; Viridiplantae; Streptophyta; Magnoliopsida; Gentianales; Rubiaceae.
AUGUCAUCCGGAGUUGCUGGUUGUACUCAAGUUGCUUCAAAGAGUGUAGAGGGUCGCAUGGAGGCUCAAGUACAGCUCAUGAAGAGUCAAAUUGACUUCUUACAUGAUGCUUUGGCCGAGGUGAAGGAGGCAAACCGAGACUUGUCUCAAUUGCUUUCAAAUCAGCAAGAUAAAGCUAUGCUAGUUUCAAAUAUCUAUUCGCAUCAUUGGUGUCGUAAUUUGGAUGAUUGGCAUGAUUUGAGAAAUGCUUUGCGAGAAAGAUAUGCUGGUACUAACACCUUUGAUGAAGCAAAAGUGAAGUUGCUCAAUUGUAAGCAGAAUGGUAGAUCCAUUCAAUCUUACUUUGAGGAAUUAGAAGGGUUGUUUCUGAGUUCAGAAGUGGAUGACAACGACUACAUGUUGACAGAUCGUUUCCACUAUGGCUUGGACAAGUGGUUCAAACAACACCAAAAGAUAAGGAGGCAAUCAAGGCUCUAUGAGGCAUAUUAUGCUGCCUUAGAAGUGGAGAGAGAGCAUGAUACUUCUUGUGGUUGGAAUGGUCCAAUUGAGGAUCAGGGGUUGAUGUUUGGCGCUGAAGAUGGUGAUCAACGGACUUGUAUCUUCCGUACUAAGUGUUCGGUUGGGCCAAUCAAGGAAGAAAGGAUGGAUCUUGACUACCUAUGUGAUAGGGAGUUGGUUCAAGAGAGCUAUGAUCAAGGUGAUGAGAAUGUCAUUAACUUUGGGAUUCAAACCAAGGGAGAUGAUGACCUCAUGGAAAUAAGUGCUGAAGAGUAUCAAGAGAGUUUGACUCUGUGGUUUCGGUGGUUUCACGAUGUAGUGCAAGCUUUCUCUUAUAAGCUUUGGUGGAAAUUUAAGCACCAAAACAGUUUGUGGAGCAAGUUUAUUUCUUCUCUUUCAGAUGCUGCUAGGAAGAAAACAACUUGGAGUAGGGUGCUGGAAGUGGAACAUGAGGCAGCAAAAAAUGCAAAGGGAUUACUUGAUUUGAGAAUGGUGCAAGGGUUGCACAACAUGGAGGUCAUAAUGAAUGAUGAGCGAGACUUGUUUUCUUGGCAGCAUUCCGCAUCCUGCAAUUUCUCUAUUAAAUCAGCUUAUUUGCAUUUGAGAAGGGAAAACCAAAAAGACUCUUUGGCUAGGAAUUUCUGGCAUCAGUCAAUUCCUUUAAGGGUGUCGUUCUUUGUUUGGAAACUCAGGAAUUUAUUGGUGUCAUUCCCUGAGAUUUUGUCUAAUUUUGGCAUACAGGUUAGGUAUGUAGUAGAGAGGGACUUUAUUGAAAGGACUUUUGGGUUACAAUUGCAAAAAAUCCAAAAGCGUACUUGCAUUUCGGUAUGUUGGAAGCCGUCGCGUGAGAAAGGGUUUGUUCUUAAUUCUGAUGGUUUGGCUAUUAAUGAUGAUUCUGGGCAUGGCAUUGCUAUUAGACAUCAUGAUGGAUAUUUUAUGUAUGGGGAGCAUGGUUUUCUUGGUGCCGGUGAUAGCUUCGGGUCGGAAGUAUAUGGUCUUCUAUUUGGAGUGAGAAAAUGUGAUCAACUUGACUUGGCUAUAGUUGAUAUUCAAACAGAUAACAAGGUUUUGGAUGACCUUCUUGGAUCUUUGACUUCCAUUCCAUGGAAGUACUAUUUUCAAAUAAAGGAGAUUCAUGAGAUAAUGAGUAGGCGAUCCUACAGAAUAUCUCACAUAUUAGCAAAUGCGGUUGCUGACAGUUUGGCUGGACAAGGUUCACUUGGUCACUCAUGUAUUAUGCUAGAUUGGGGGUUUUGCCUUGGCAUACUCGUGGUAUAG